Molecule: messenger RNA, 801 nt
Organism: Penicillium egyptiacum
Lineage: Eukaryota; Fungi; Ascomycota; Eurotiomycetes; Eurotiales; Aspergillaceae
Source: the annotation of a GenBank genome assembly
AUGCCACUAGCUGGUUCCCCUUCAAUACUAUUUUUCGAUGUCUUAGGGACAAUCGUGGAAUGGAGAUAUUGCAUCGCGAACCAACUGAACGCCGCAGCACAAAGGGCUGUACAAGAUCAAGGUCGACAUCUAAGUGCUGAUAUACAAGCACGUGUCUCUAAAAUGUCCAUUUCGAGCUGGCAGGAGAUCUCUACGGAAUGGCAUCACUCAUAUAUGAACUUCGGAAACACCUACGAUCCAUCUAAACCCUUUAUCUCAGUUGAUGAGUACAACCGCAUUUCCCUGGAAAAGAUUCUCAUCAAAUGGCUUCUCCGUGAUUUAUUUGAUGAGGACGAUCUCAUUGAUUUGACACUCGCUUGGCAUCGACUUGACCCGUACUCUGAUAGUGUCCCAGGCCUUUCAUUGCUAAGCACUAAAUUUCCGACCUCUACCCUAUCCAACGGCAAUAUAAAGCUGCUCGAGGACCUACAAGAACAUACUUCUUUGCCAUUCAAGCAUAUUACCAGUGCAGAGCAUCUAGGUGCUUAUAAGCCCUCGCCAGAGGCUUAUCAUGGUGCUGCUCGCAGAUUUGGGUUUAGGAAUUCGCAGUGUUGUCUUAUCGCAGCCCAUCUUCAGGACUUGCAGGCCGCCAAGAAAUGUGGGUUUCAGACAAUCUAUCUCGAGAGAGAGUUAGAAGAAGCAUGGGAUAGUAAAGAUGUUGCACGAGCCAGAGAAGAGGGGUUUGUCGAUCUUUGGGUUGGAAUUGGAGGCUCAGGUCUGAGUGAAGUUGCUCGAUAUUUUGGGAUAGGAAGUGAGGUCUAG